AUGGCCCACUCAGCAGGCGUGAACUUCAGCUUUAAUGAAUUCACGAGAUGCAAUACAAGCGACAUUCUGUGUGUAAAUGAUGCAACAAUAUCUGGGCAUAAAAUCCAUCUGACCAACAAAACUAUGGGCAGGGUUGUCUACAGCCACACCAUCCAGCUGUCUUCUAUUGCUAGCUUCACUACGGACAUCCGGUUUGUUAUGAAAUAUUAUAACCGGAGACCUGAUGAUCAAGGAGGAGAUGGAAUUGCUUUCUUCAUGACAUCUAAAGAAAUUGCGACAAUUUUUCACUCAGUUGAUGAAUACAGCGGUCUUCCCGGAAAUGGAUCUAUUUCAGACAACACGCUUGCUGUUGAAUUUAGUGGCUAUAAUCGCCGAGCUAAUUCCCGUGUCUAUUUUUUUGUUGGUAGCAAUCAUCCUAUUCAAACUUACAAUUAUACCCAUUUGAAUUUUAGUUUAAACGAUGGGGCAGUUGUUAUCUAUAGCUUGUUUGCCAAUCGGAAAAAGAAGAGGGCAAUGGGAAGCAGCAAUGCACAAACAUGUGAAGACAAGGAAAUAGAGAUUAGCAUGCUUGUAGAUCAGGGUCCAAGUAGAUAUAAGCUGGAGGAUCUCAAGGCCGUAACCAACAAUUUCAGUGAAACUUUAAAGCUGGGGCAAGGAGAAUUUGGAGGUGUGUACAAAGGCGUUAUAGGAGAAGCAAAUGAUGUUGUAGCUGUCAAGCGCAUCUCACAAGGGUCACGACAGGGGCUAAAAGAAUUCAUCUCUGAAAUAAGUAUUGUUAGUCGAGUAAAACAUCGAAACCUCGUUCAGCUUUUGGGAUGGUGUCAUGAGAAAGGCGAAUUACUUUUGGUGUACGAAGAUGUAAAAUCCAGCAAUGUUAUGCUUGACUGCAAUUUCAAUGCAAAGCUUGGGGACUUCGGUUUGGCACGCAUGUUUGAGCAUUAUCGUUUGUCUCAAACCACAAUGGCAGCUGGAACCCUCGGUUACCUAGCUCCUGAGUGUGUGAUCACAGGAAGAACAAGCCCUGAAUCAGAUGUUUACAGCUUCGGUGCUGAGGCCUUGGAAAUCGCUACAGGAAGGAGAGCAGUAGAUUUGAGAUUGCACGAACAUAAUAUGAGGCUUGUGGAGUGGGUAUGGGAUCUAUAUGGUCAAGAAACGAUUUUGGAAGCUGCAGAUGAGAAAUUAAAUGGGGAGUUUGAGAAGGCAGAAGUGGAACAAUUGACAGCAAUAGGGUUGUGGUGCUCUCAUCCAGAUCCAACUGCAAGACCCAAAAUGACGCAAGUGGUAAAGUUGCUGAAGCUGGAAGGUCGAGUGCCUAAUCUUCCUCGAGAAAUACCUGUACCAACAUAUGCUCCAUUUAAUGAAGCCAACCUUUCAGUUUCUUCUUCAUUUACGAUGGACACUUCCAAUAUACUCCCAUCUCUUGCUUCCACAUCUCAAUCAGGUAAUUCUUCUCAAGACUCCUCUUGA
Messenger RNA from Cryptomeria japonica (Japanese cedar), 1467 nucleotides. RefSeq names its product L-type lectin-domain containing receptor kinase IX.1-like. The coding region runs from base 1 to 1467 and encodes 488 amino acids. NCBI's taxonomy places the organism in Eukaryota, Viridiplantae, Streptophyta, Pinopsida, Cupressales, Cupressaceae. The transcript is spliced from 3 exons. Gene Ontology annotation, molecular function: ATP binding; carbohydrate binding; protein kinase activity. Gene Ontology annotation, cellular component: plasma membrane. Gene Ontology annotation, biological process: protein phosphorylation. The record is from RefSeq and is a predicted model, not a curated record.